Messenger RNA from Carica papaya (papaya), 1126 nucleotides. Its product is annotated as epoxide hydrolase 2-like. The record is from RefSeq and is a predicted model, not a curated record. Gene Ontology annotation, molecular function: catalytic activity. Lineage: Eukaryota; Viridiplantae; Streptophyta; Magnoliopsida; Brassicales; Caricaceae.
CUCUCUGUUACAGAGUAAUAAUGGAGAAGUUAGAAAUCAAGCACAGCCAUGUAGAAGUAAGAGGACUCAAGCUUCAUGUGGCUGAGACUGGAACUGGUCCUAAGGUGGUGAUGUUCUUGCACGGAUUCCCAGAAAUCUGGUACUCAUGGAGGCACCAGAUGGUUGAAGUAGCUAACAAUGGCUACCGAGCAAUUGCUAUCGAUUUCCGGGGGUAUGGACUCUCGGAUCACCCUGCAGAGCCCGAGAAAGCAAACUUGGGUGACCUUGUCGACGAUGUUGUUUCGCUUCUGGACUCCUUGAACAUCAGCAAGGUAUUUGUUGUCGGAAAGGAUUUUGGAGCUGUACCAACGUUCUUGUUGGCAGUUAUUCACCCUGAAAGAGUUGCAGGUAUGGUAACUCUAGGCAUUCCUUUCCUGCUACCAGGUCCUUCAGCUAUCCAAACUGAUCUCCUACCCAGAGGCUUCUACAUAAUGAGGUGGAAGGAACCUGGGAGGGCUGAAGCAGAUUUUGGCCGCUUUGAUGUUAAGACAGUGAUAAGAAAAAUCUACAUUCUGUUCUGUAGAAGUGAACUACAAGUAGCUGGUGAUGAUCAGGAGAUAUUGGACUUGGUUGACCCAUCUACACCAUUACCACCAUGGUUAUCCGAGGAAGAUUUAAAUGUCUAUGCUAGCCUAUAUGAGAAAUCUGGUUUCAGAACUGCAUUGCAGGUUCCUUACAGGACAUUCGAGAUAGAUUAUGGUUUAACUGAUCCAAAAAUCACAGCUCCAUCUUUACUGAUCAUGGGUGAAAAGGACUAUUUCAUGAAAUUCCCAGGUAUGGAGGACUACAUGAGAACUGGGUUUGUUAAGCAGUUUGUUCCCAAUCUAGACAUCACCUUCAUGCCAGAAGGAAAUCAUUUUGUUCAAGAACAACUUCCAGAGCAGGUUAAUCAGCUCCUCAUUACUUUCCUCAACAAACAUGAAGUUUGAUGAGGUUGCUCUAAGAGAAUAAGGAUAUUUGGAUAGCUAAGCUAUAAGCAGCAGAAUAAAUUGUUGUAAGGCUGAUACUUACAGCAGAUAUUGGCGAAGCGAGUGUAUGAAUCACUCUGAUUUCAAUGAAAUUGAUCAAGAAACCUUCAUUUGUUUUC